GCCAAAAGAAAAAAAAUAUUGUAGAUUGAUUAGUAAGAAGGAAAAUAGUGGAAAUACAUUGAAUUCGAUUGCAAAAAAUCGUGUAAUUUGUUAAUUCUCAGCACAAAAAAUUAAAAAACAACAUUUGAACGUUUAUAAAAUAAUCUUCGAAAUCGAAGUUUUCCCUCGGCAUUUGUGUUUUUGCAACAAUUUUCACGGAACAAAGAGAAAACAAGUUGGGCCAAACUAAUACGAGUAGACUGGCUGUCAAAAAAUAAGAAGAAAAAAAAAAAAACAGCAAACGAAAAGAAUUAAAUUCAAGGCAACAAAAUACUAGCUACGAAAUUCAUUUGAUAUUGUGCCAAUACAAAUUAUCCAAUUGGAAAUAAAAAGGAAUUGUCCUUUAUUUUCUUUACGGUGGAGUGGUAAUAAGAUACCCUCCCAAUUAAGUGUAUCCAAUAGACUGAUAUUCUUCGUUCGGAGUCAUUGAGAUAGUUUUAUUGCAUCUUUCGUCUCCGGCAAAAAAAAAAAAUAAAAGAAAGAAAGGCGAAAGUGUUGCGUGAGUGUGUGCGUUCUAUUGCAUUUUACUCUUUUGGUGUAUCUACUACGUUUCAUCCAUCACAUCCACCACAAGGCUUACACUACGAGACGAACGAACAUGGCCAAUACUCUGGAGGAACAACAAAGUCUACGAGAAUGUGAAAACUACAUACAAUCUCAUGGCAUACAACGCGUGCUCAAGGAUUGCAUUGUGCAGCUGUGUGUCAGCCGCCCCGAAAAUCCAAUACAAUUUUUAAGACAGUAUUUUCAGAAAUUAGAAAAGGAACAAGUCAAACUUGAUUCCACCAAACAGGUAACCAGCCCUGACGAUUGUGAAGAUCUCAGUCCAAUGCCACAAACAGCCGCCCCACCAGUACGCCGACGUGGCGGUAUUUCCGCCGAACCCGUUAGUGAAGAAGACGCCACCAGCUAUGUGAAAAAGGUCGUACCCAAAGACUACAAAACAAUGGCUGCCCUGUCCAAGGCCAUUGCCAAAAAUGUGCUCUUCUCACAUUUGGACGAAAACGAACGUUCGGAUAUUUUCGAUGCCAUGUUUCCCGUUACACAUUUAAUGGGCGAGAAUAUCAUACAGCAGGGCGAUGAGGGUGACAAUUUCUAUGUGAUCGAUCAGGGUGAAGUGGAGGUUUUCGUCAAUUCGGAAAUGGUUACCACAAUUGGUGAAGGCGGCAGUUUUGGUGAAUUGGCCUUGAUCUAUGGUACACCAAGAGCAGCUACUGUACGUGCCAAAACUGAUGUCAAGCUGUGGGGCAUUGAUCGUGAUUCGUAUCGUCGAAUUUUGAUGGGUUCCACCAUACGCAAACGUAAAAUGUACGAAGAAUUCCUAUCGCGUGUUUCGAUUUUGGAGAGUUUGGAUAAAUGGGAACGUUUGACGGUGGCCGAUGCCUUGGAAACGGUUACAUUCGAUGAUGGUGAAACGAUUGUUAAACAGGGUGAAGCUGGUGAUGAUUUUUAUAUUAUUGUGGAAGGCUGUGCUGUUGUAUUACAAAUACGUGCUGAGCAAGGAGACGAACCCGCUGAAGUUGGACGUUUGGGUCCAAGUGACUAUUUUGGCGAAAUUGCUUUGUUAUUGGAUAGACCACGUGCUGCUACCGUUGUUGCUAGAGGACCCUUGAAAUGUGUUAAAUUAGAUAGAGCGAGAUUUGAACGUGUAUUGGGACCCUGUGCAGAUAUUUUGAAACGCAACAUUACCCAAUACAACAGCUUCGUUUCAUUGUCCGUUUAAAUUUUUUGCAAAAUACGGAAAUUACACAACAAACAAAAAUUAAAUAAUAUUUUGGAUAUGUGUGAAAACAACAACAACAAACAAAAACAUAAUUUAUUAAAACAAAAACAACAAAAUAUAUAUUAAAAAAAACAAAUCAAACAUCUUUUUAAAUGUUUAAAACAAAAAAUAAAUAAAAUACUGAAAUAUUUAUAAAAGAAAUAAAACAAACAAACAAAAAGAGAACAACACACUUUGUAAAAUACACUACUAAUCAACGUAAAACAAAAACCAACAUCAACAUCAAAAGGGGAAGGUAUAAUACAUGGAGAAACCAAAAAAAAGAAGGAAGAAUAUUGAAACCAAAAUUGCAGCCAAGAAUAAAUGUUUUGAAGAAAAAACAACAAUGUAUUUAUGUAAUGCAAGCUACUUCAAACUCAUGCAGCUCAUUUACAAAACAAACCAACAACCCACACCACCUCAGUUGAAAAGUUAUAGAUUUUGCAUAUAGGACCCCCCCAAUGAGAAAAGAAACAUAAUCCUCUACCAUGUCGAUGCGCUCUCAUUUGAUGUUUUACUUGUUAAGCUAUUUUUCAUUUCAAUGUAAAAUUAAAAUCCUUAAAAAAAAAAACAUUCAAAUUGCUAAUGUUUUUAAGAAGAGAAUACUGUGGUUCAAAAGUUUGCGACAACUAAUAUCUAUCGAGCAUGAUAUGCCACCUCAUAAUUAACAAAAAAAAAACAGAAGUAUAUUUGAAGAACACAAUGUAAUACAAAGGAACUGAACAAUCUUAAUUCUAUUAAGAUAAAAAACUCUUUAUACCCAAAAAUAAAACCUACAUUACUUUCCGAAAUAAAACAUAUAAGAAAUGUAGUUGACAUUUUGGCAAAUUUUAAACAUUUAAAACAUGACAAAAAACCAACAAAACCAAAUCGCAGAAAAACGAACUGGUUGAUUUAAAAAAUGUUACAGAUGUCAAAGGCUGUAGACUUUUAAGAGCAAAUUACAAAGUUGACAAGACACAGAUUCCUGAAAUGGAAUGAAACAUUUAGAAAGUUAAAACCUACUUAUUUUUAAAAUAUCUCACAGCUCUUGUUAUCUUCUUAAGGUUCUGUUAAAUCAGUACUCUUCAAAAUCGGCAUUUCAUAAUGAAAUAUUUUAGCCUGAAAGAAUUUUAAUAGCCUGUUCACAGAACUUUUUUAAGGCAGACAAGCAGUUGCCACCCAGACAAUCAAGUUUUUAUUUCAGUUCAUUUAUUUUUUUCGUCUGGGAGUAAAAGCUGCUGUCAAAAAUUUCUUUAUGUUUCCAAAAAGAAAAUUUGUUAAUUUUUUUUUAAUGAUUGCAUCCAUAAUCCUCGCGGACAUAAACCCCAUUGCAAUUAUGGGGAUUUUGCCCGGUUUUGCGCCUAAUUUUGCGUGGGGUUAGAAUUUAGAACAGCGAAAAAGCGCACCUGUUGAGAUUGACACAGCACAGCGGAUGAAAUGGACCAUACCUUUUGUGUGAAAUAUCAAUUUUCAAACACAAUAUUUUACUUUGUUUAAAUUUUGUAAAUGAACGAUUGAUAUUUUUUGAUUGUCGUCUUUGGCAAUACUUUUUUUGUGUUGGAAUUAGUUGACCCAAAAUUUGCCUAUAGAAAAAAGCUAUUUUUGUUUUCUUACGUACGAAAACAAAAAAUUCUAUUUGUCUGUAAUUUGCCUUGCAAUUGGAAGAAAAAUAAUUUUGGUGAACAGGCUGUAAAUAUUCAAUUUGUUUGUUGCAUAUAUGAAACUAAAGUAUAGUACUCUGUUUUAAAAUGUGCUAAAUUGUAAUUACAUUUCACAUCAAUAAAUAAAUAGAUGAUAUUGAAAAAAAAGUUCUGGAGAAAUGUAUGGUUUUAAAAAUGUAUUUAUAUUUUUCUUCUUUUUUUUAAGAAAUCAUAAAACAGAAACCCUUAAACAAAAAUCCUUAUAAAUGUAUUUGCUGGAUUUCCAAAACAAUAUGAUAUCUGUUUUAUGAAAAAAAAAGAAAUUAAUUGAAAUUUAAAAUAGCAAUUGAAAAUAAUGGUAUUUUCAAACAAACAAGAAUAUUUAUCAUUAAAACCUAAAAAAAACUGUAUUUUUUGAAAUGUUUCCAUUUCUGUAAAACUUUUCAUUAUUUUCUUUUAUAUUUUGUUAGCAGCCGUAUAAUUUUGUUUUGGUUUUAUUUUAUUAUUUUAUACACAUUUUUGUUUUAAAUCAUCAUUAUUAUUAUUAUUAUAUUAGCAUCUAUUAGUUUACUAUUAUAAUAUAUUAAAAAAAAAAAAACAAACAAAUUAAUAAAUAAAUCAAUGAAAAUAGUCAGCAUUGGUCUGACAAUUUCUAUAGAAAUGAAAA
Messenger RNA from Musca domestica (house fly), 4090 nucleotides. RefSeq names its product cAMP-dependent protein kinase type I regulatory subunit (gene Pka-R1). Gene Ontology annotation, biological process: regulation of protein phosphorylation. The transcript has 7 exons. Bases 638 to 1762 code for a protein of 374 amino acids. The record is from RefSeq and is a predicted model, not a curated record. Lineage: Eukaryota; Metazoa; Arthropoda; Insecta; Diptera; Muscidae. Gene Ontology annotation, cellular component: cAMP-dependent protein kinase complex. Gene Ontology annotation, molecular function: cAMP-dependent protein kinase regulator activity.